AAUGGGGAAUUGUCAAGCGGCGGAGGCAGCGACGGUUUUGAUCCAUCACCCGGCGGAGAACAAGGUGGAGAGGAUAUACUGGUCGGUGACAGCAAGUGACGUCAUGAGAUCCAAUCCCGGUCAUUACGUUGCGGUGGUGGUGACGUCACCUACAUUGAUGAACGAGAAAGGAUCACCGUUGAAGCAGCUCAAACUCCUCCGUCCUGACGACACUUUACUCAUCGGACAUGUUUACCGUCUCGUGAGCUUCGAAGAGGUCUUGAACGAGUUCGCGACGAAGAAGUGUGUGAAGCUUGGAAAGCUAUUGAAAGAAGGAGGAGGGCUUGAGCUGAAGAAGAAGAAGAAGAAACACAAGAAGAAGACGGACCAAGAAACGGGCCUGGUCAACCGGAAUUCGAAUCCGGCUGAAGAUGAGGCUAAAGAUACGAACAUGAAACAUAUGUUUAAUACUAAUACAUAUGGGAUUGUAAAACUACUCUGUCCUCCGUACGGCUGGUUGAUUUUCUCCGACCGAUCUUAUAGGUCGCCGGAGAGGAAGGUGGAGACGGAUUUCAAAGGCGGAUCCACGGCGGAGGAAGAAGUGGUGGUGGGUGGAGGCCAGCUUUACACAGUAUUCCGGAGUUUGGAUCUUCAUGAGAGAGCUCUUCAAAAGCGUAGAUAUUCCUUAAAGCACACCAUCCGACAACAU
This is a messenger RNA of Thlaspi arvense, 688 nucleotides long. NCBI's taxonomy places the organism in Eukaryota, Viridiplantae, Streptophyta, Magnoliopsida, Brassicales, Brassicaceae. The record is from the annotation of a GenBank genome assembly.